AUGGAUGGUUCCCUGACCGCUAUAACACUGGCAACGACGAUUAAAGAACUUGUUGGAUUAGCGCAGAAGCUGAGUGAAUCUUUGGAUAAGGUAGCUCGAAAUAUGGAGAAAUCUCGACGCCUCGUCGCCGGUAUCGCUAGUAUUCUACCGCGACUGGAGAGUGUGUAUGAGGAUUACCGUGAUGUUUUCGAUCGGUCGCCUAAGUUAAAGGCAGAAGUGCGUCAUCUCGCAGAUGAGAUGAGGGAGGUGCAACGGAAAUGUCAAGGCCUCUUCAACCCACCACCCAACAAAAGGCUGAAGUGGGCAAAAGCAGCUUUCAAUGCCUGGUGGAAUGCUGGCAAGGUCGAAGACGAAAUCGCAACGCUGAAAGAUCACGUUCACAUGUGCCAUAUGCACUUCAUGACCUUGGCGACAGCAAGAACAGAGGGGAAUACACGUCGGAUCGAAGAUAGGGCGGCCCGGAUUGAAGAUAGAACGGCACGAAUCGAAGUGUCGACUACAAGGAUCGAAUACCUACUGCUCGACCACUCUAAAGUCACGGAACUUCAGCAUAUCGAAGAAGCCGUCACCAAGAUCGACCUGGUUAACUCAGUGCCUCCUCGGCCCUUUCUUGGACUCCCCUUCGGGUCGGAAGCUGUUGUUUCGGCACUCGAGGACAUGUACCUGCGCCUUCAAGUUGAUUCGAUCGAUAAAUCCUUGAAGGAACUCGCCUCUUCAGAGUCUUAUCCCAGCGAGGAGCCGAUUGAUGGGUAUCUUCGACCUUUCGAAUCCAUUAUCACGCUUAGAUCGAUUGCGAAACCUCGAGAAGAAACCCAUCGAGAGGUUGUCAAGAAAACGCUCGAGAUUCUUCACGCUUUGCAGCGACGGUCGACACAUCUUUCCAUCCAAGAGGAAGCUGCUACCGUUGGCCUGUGGACCGUCAACCUUUUCAGAACCCUCGUCGAAGCCAAUCCACAGCUUUAUCGCCCUUACCUAGUUGCACAAUCUAGCGCGGAAGCCCUCGACGCAACCAACGAGUGCAUGGCCAUCAAUCGGCAAUUGGAAGAAGUCGGUGACACGCAGGAAUUCCGAGCUCAACUCGGACGAGCUCUGACGACCCGAGCCUCAAUUCUGCGGUCUCAAGGAGAAGUCAAGGAUGCGUUAAAGGAUGCACAAGAUGCCGCCUCCCUCUUUGAAAAUAUGCUUUCAGAGAUCGACGAUUGGAAGGUGCUCAUGAUGGAGCCAACUUCAGAGACAACACCUCAGCGACAAUACAACCUUGACAGCCUCGAAGUUACCGGGGCUGAACGAAUUAUGUACGACUAUGGCAGGGCGUCAUUGCAAUUAUCAUAUUGCCUCAACGACGCGGAGAUGGAUCCCGCGGAAGCGCACGACGUAACCAAGAAAGCCCUUGUCCAAUUUCGACACAACCUCGACCCAUCCACUCGACCAGCGUCCACCUCGAACCACCAUGCUCGCAGACAACGUCAAGAUGCGGGCUGCGAUGAGAUGUAUAAAUUAGCAGGCAGAGGCCCCAGGUACGUCACCUUCAGCCCGCUCGACUGGCAUUCAACAUUGACCGACAUGUCAGAUUGGCAGCAGCACUUAAUCAGUCUCGACGACGCCAUCGUAGCAGCAUUUGAACACAGAGAACGACAACGGCAGCAAGAGCGCGAAGCUGCAGUGAAGCUGGCGGUCACACGAGGGAAGACAGCCCAGCUGGCAGCGAGUGAGCACCAGGGACCUCCUACCCCACCUGCCACACUCAAACAGAUGCAAGCCACACGGAGGAGCCUUGCUCAAAAGGCGCGCAGAGCGAGAGAGCGAGCUGCCCAGGGUCAGCUUCAAGAUUCCAACCUGCCCACAUCGAAUGCUGGGGCACCUCCUCCAUCAAAUCGAACCCUUGCACAGCGUGCGCGUCGAGAGCGCGAAAGAGCUGCACGAGAGGGCAUUCACCAAGACCAGCAAGUGCAGGAGCCAAAGGCACCUCAGCCAUCAAACCGAACUCUUGCACAACGUGCGCGGCGGGAGCGGGAACGAGCUGCUCAACACGGAAACGAACAAGGUAUGCCAACUGUUACCUUUCUCUUCGAUAUUGUGCUCUUCCAUUUCAUUGAGCUGCAAUUUACGCAUGUUUGA
Cyclocybe aegerita is the source of this 2118-nucleotide messenger RNA. NCBI's taxonomy places the organism in Eukaryota, Fungi, Basidiomycota, Agaricomycetes, Agaricales, Hemipholiotaceae. The record is from the annotation of a GenBank genome assembly.